Molecule: messenger RNA, 1074 nt
Organism: Eubalaena glacialis (North Atlantic right whale)
Lineage: Eukaryota; Metazoa; Chordata; Mammalia; Artiodactyla; Balaenidae
Gene: DNASE2B
Product: deoxyribonuclease 2 beta
Exons: 6
Coding region: 1-1074 (357 amino acids)
Biological process (GO): apoptotic DNA fragmentation
Molecular function (GO): deoxyribonuclease II activity
Source: RefSeq, a predicted model, not a curated record
AUGACAGCAAGACUUCUAAAAGCACCCUUGGCUUUGCUCUUCCUUGGCCUCUUUGGGAUCGUGAAGGCGACAACAAUAUCGUGCAGAAACGAGGAAGGUGAAGCUGUGGAUUGGUUUACAUUUUAUAAGUUGCCUAAAAGGCAAGACAAGGAAAGUAGAGAGACUGGGGUAGAGUACCUAUACCUAGACUCUGCAACCAGAAGCUGGAGAAGGAGCAAGCAACUAAUGAAUACCACCAAGAGUGUUUUGGGAAGGACAUUACAACAGCUAUAUGAAGCACAUGCUUCUGAGGAUAACAACACAGCCUAUUUAAUAUACAAUGAUGGAGUCCCUAAAUUCAUGAAUUACAGCAGAAAGUAUGGACACACCAAAGGUUUACUUCUGUGGAACAGAGUCCAGGGGUUCUGGUUGAUUCAUUCCAUUCCCCAUUUUCCUCCAAUUCCUGAAGAAGGCUAUGAUUAUCCACCCACAGGGAGACGAAAUGGACAAACGGGCAUCUGCAUAACUUUCAAGUACAACCAGUAUGAAGCAAUAGAUUCUCAGCUCUUGGUCUGCAACCCAAACAUUUAUAGCUGUUCCAUCCCAGUAACCUUUCACCAGGAGCUCGUUCACAUGCCCCAGCUGUGUGCCAGAUCCAGCUCAUCAGAGAUCCCUGGCCGGCAUCUCACCACACUUCAGUCAGCCCAGGGACAAAAAUUCCUCCAUUUUGCAAAGUCUGAUUCUUUUCUUGACGACAUCUUUGCAGCCUGGAUGGCUCAACGGUUGAAGACGCACUUGCUAACAGAAACCUGGCAGCGAAAGAGACAAGAGCUUCCUUCAAACUGCUCCCUUCCUUACCAUGUCUACAAUGUCAAGGCAAUUAAGUUGUCUAGACAAUCUUAUUUCAGCUCUUAUCAGGAUCAUGCCAAAUGGUGUAUUUCCCAAAAGGGCACCAAAAAUCGCUGGACAUGUAUUGGAGACCUAAAUCGGAGCCCCCACCAAGCCUUCAGAAGUGGAGGAUUCAUUUGUACUCAGAAUCAGCGUAUUUACCAAGCAUUCCAAGGAUUAGUUUUAUAUUAUGAGAACUGUAACUAA